AUGGCCCCUGUUCACCCUCCCUCCCUGCGCCGCCCGCGCCAGCAUCACGGGCGCACCUUUUAUGCCACCGCCCUGAUAGUCACCUUGUUUGCGUGUUACAGCUUGUUGAGAGGCUUGGGCCCUGAGACUGCGCACCAUGCCGAGUCCAUUGCCGCCCGGUCACUCAAGCCACACGACUUGGAGUGUCGGCUCGUCCACCGUUCCAGCGACAAGUGUGCCUUUGUGAAGAACAACUGCCCCGAUGAAGAAGCUGGUCUCAUCUCAUACCUACAAUUCUACUAUUGCUCCCUCCCGCAUGCGCAGCCGCUGGCGUUCAUCAUCCUGGUACUAUGGGUCAGUCUCCUGUUCAGCACCAUCGGCAUGGUGGCCUCGGACUUUCUCUGCAUAAACCUGAGCACGAUCGCCACGAUUUUGGGGAUGAGUGAGAGCUUGACGGGAGUCACAUUCCUGGCCUUUGGUAAUGGGAGUCCGGAUGUCUUCUCCACAUUCGCGGCCAUGAGCAGCAACAGCGGCAGUCUGGCAGUGGGAGAGUUGGUGGGCGCCGCUGGAUUCAUUUCCGCCGUGGUCGCCGGGAGUAUGGCCUUGGUGGCACCGUUCCAGGUCGCCAAAAAGAGUUUUGUCCGAGACGUCGGGUUCUUCGCGGUGGCUGCCAGUUUCAGUCUGGUCUUCCUGGCGGACGGGAGUCUGCGACUCUGGGAGUGUGCGACCAUGAUCGGCUACUAUGUCUUCUACGUGGUCUUUGUGGUUGCGUGGCAUUGGUGGCUUACAAGACGAAGGCGAAUUAGAUUGGCCGAAACGACAGCCAGGCUGGGUCACCAUAUUCCAGACGCCCAGGAACUCGAAAUACCUCACAUAGAGGAAGACGAAGAAGCUCGCCCGGCAAGUGAGCGGACCGGCCUCCUUCGCUCAUCGUCCGGCGAGAGUGUCUCAACCCUGCGCACUCCCGGGACUCCAACCUGGAGAGUCGAAGAUCUGGACGAUGAUGACGAAGCUAGAGAUCGACACCUCGCGGAGUUGCAAAGCAAGAUGAGAGUUGGCCGCGCACCGCGGGGAGAAAGAAGAAACACCAUGACCCCGAUCCGGCCGAGCUUGAUCGGGGCCCUGGAGUUCAGGUCACUCAUGACUUCGUUGGAAAAGAAGAGUACAACUACACGGCCCAUCGGUCUGCGUCGAUAUUCGUCAGAAGACACGACGCAUCUGAGUCCAGGUCCCGUCAGUGCUCCUCCUCACGCCUCUCAGCCAGAACUUGUCCGCCAUUCUUCUCACGACCUCCUCGGCAUUGAGGAAGAACCCCACGGCCCAGGGGUUCGAGGACGCGCAGUUUCUGCCAACGAUGCUACAGGCCUCCGACUUGACACGGAUUUCCUAUCCGACAUUGCGUCCGAAAGGGGAGCCGGAAGUCUUCUGAUCAGUGACGCUUCUUCCUUGACAGCCCCGGAAACGCACUCCAGACCUAGCGCGGAGAUUUUACGAACGCUCAACGAGCCUUCGACUCAAGAGCGCAAUGCGGCCUCACCGAAACUUGUUUUGUCACCCACGAGCUCACAACAUCGCCUGGAUGCUCAAGCUCAACUCCCCGAUUCUAUCAGAUCAGCUAAUCUUCUGGCGCCACCCGCAACCUCGUUCCGUCGCCCCAACUACAACGAGGAGCGUCAUGGAGAAGACAGUAGUCCGCUGUACUCCCCUAGAGCUGGCCCAACGUUGCAGAUCCCGAUUCUGCGCACACCACAUCCAGAUCACCAACAACGGCGAUUGCAACAGGAAGACUUCCCCCCUUAUUCAGAUUCUCCCAUGUCGUCGAGGUCUGCUAGCAUGCACCUGCCGGAGCCCAGCAUGUCGCCGGAAUCCGCCCAUCGUUUUGGCCUUCUUCUCGACGAGGAUGAGGAGCCCAGGCGUCACUUUUCUUGGUGGCCGUACAAACACCUUCCGGCCCCGCAAGAUAUCAUCGCGACACUUUUCCCCACGCUGCGCGGAUGGCGCGAGAAGUCGAUCACCGAUCGAAUACUCGGCGUCGUCACCGCUCCCAGUGUGUUCCUCCUAACCAUUACCCUGCCUGUCGUUGAGCCCAAGCAGGACCAACCCGAAGAUCUGGACCCGGACCUUUUGGCGCCGGGAGGAGGCUAUCACAGCCGAACUCACAGCCAUGUCGGUCUACCAAGUGACCCCGCAGAUCUCGCCCCCAAAGCCACUCUGCCUGAAGUUAUUGGAACGUCCCAUCCUCACGGAACCAGCUUGACCCGGACCCUGUCGGACUACCCGCCGAAAACUGCCACUGCUGGCGUGCCGGCCGGGCAGAAGGAGUGGAACAGAUGGUUGGUGUUUGUGCAGGUGUUUACAGCACCAUUGUUUGUGGUCGCCAUUGUCUGGGCCAAUAUGGACGAGGGUCACACGAUCAAGCUCUACAUCCGAGUGGUGUUGGGGUCGUUGGUGUUUUCGCUGAUCUCCCUUUCCGUGCUACUCUCCUUGACAACCGCGAACCGCGAACCUAAAUAUCGACCGCUCUUAUGCUUCCUGGGCUUCGCGGUGGCGAUAGCGUGGAUCUCGACCAUCGCCAACGAAGUGGUUGGCGUGUUGAAGGCGUUUGGAGUCAUCUUGGGCAUCUCGGACGCCAUUCUGGGGCUGACUAUUUUCGCCGUGGGCAAUUCCCUGGGUGAUCUGGUUGCCGACAUCACGGUGGCCAAACUGGGAUACCCGGUGAUGGCGCUUUCGGCGUGCUUUGGCGGGCCCAUGCUGAAUAUCCUGCUCGGCAUCGGGAUCGGUGGCAUGUACAUGAUGAUCCACAAGGCCAGCCACACGCACGCCAAACAUCCGCACCGACCGAUCGAAUAUCAACCGUACCAGAUCGAGGUCAGCACGACGCUGAUGAUCUCGGGCAUCACCUUGUUGGUGACGCUGGUGGGGUUGUUGAUCGUGGUGCCGUUGAAUGGGUGGAGGAUGGAUCGUAGAAUCGGGUUGGGCUUGAUCGGGCUCUGGACCUUGUCUACGAUUGGCAACGUCGUGGUCGAGGUGCUUGGAUAUGGAGGAGAUACGGUAUGA
Messenger RNA from Capronia epimyces CBS 606.96, 3036 nucleotides. RefSeq lists its product as uncharacterized. Gene Ontology annotation, molecular function: monoatomic cation transmembrane transporter activity. Gene Ontology annotation, cellular component: membrane. Lineage: Eukaryota; Fungi; Ascomycota; Eurotiomycetes; Chaetothyriales; Herpotrichiellaceae. The coding region runs from base 1 to 3036 and encodes 1011 amino acids. The transcript has 2 exons. Gene Ontology annotation, biological process: intracellular calcium ion homeostasis; transmembrane transport; monoatomic cation transport. The record is from RefSeq and is a predicted model, not a curated record.